GUCCACGCAGAUGACUUACACUGAGGUGAGACUGGCACCAGGAUCCUGGCAGCCCUCAGAGGUUGGAACGGGUACACUACACUACACCACACUAGGUAGUUACUGGUGAUCAAGGGGACUUUCGUGUCCCAGGGCACUGGUCCCUUGCUUUUUCGGUUCCGUCAUGUCAAGGGCCGCGUGGCUGGACCCUGCUUUCCGGACGACACGGUGGGCGUUCCCAAUGCCCAGUGCAGAUGCGUCUCCUGCCAGCUGCUCUGCCGGGUUUAUGGACACUACUGCGUGUGAGUUGUGUACAUGUUUAGCCCGUCGUGGUUGAUUGCGUAAAGGUGCGUUAUUUCUGUGUCCAAUUGAGCUCUACCACAAUACGUUACUCCAAUAUAGCGACUGUUACUUGCCGAGCCGACUGCAUUCCCCAGAACAGGGUGGCUCUAUCCGCGCAUGGCUGACCCUCCCGUCCUCCGUUCACCCUCCUUCCCCUUCCCUUCCCCAGAGUUCCAGCAGGGCCUGCUCUGGUGGCGGGUGGACCGUGGCCCGCCGCGUCUGUCUCCAGAGACCCGCAAACCGCGCGACCCCCAGCUUGCUCCAGAGCAUCUGGCUCGGAUGUCUCGUCGGGUACGGACACCUCAUCCAACUACAAGUGCAUACCAUCUGGGACCCACCAGGGUUGGUUAGCCUACCUAGCUGGACAUGGAGCGUCUGCCAUCUGUUUGGCGAGCCCCCAUUUCCUUCAUAAACAGCCGUCUUCCCGCGCUUAGAGCCUGCGCUUCUCCUGUCCUUCCUUAUUGUUGUCUCCCACGUGCCCGCGCCCUACCCUGCACCUCUGCUCCCCGCCAGCUCCUGUCCCCCGUACCGGCCUUCUUUCGUGUCCGUCCUCUCCAAACAAUUAUGACCGUCACCAACGGUGCUGCCAAUGGCAGCCGAGCCACUCGGCGGCCGCUGCCGUGCGGCAUCUACGCCCCGACCAUGACCUUCUUCGACCCGGACACCGAAGACCUCGACAUCCCCACCAUCAAGAAGCAUGCCGAGCGUCUUGUCCGGGACGGUUUAGUAGGCCUCGUCACCAUGGGCUCCAACGGAGAGGCCGUCCACUGCACACGAGAAGAGAAACUGGAGGUGACCCGAGCAACACGAGAAGCCCUCGACGCGGCCGGCUUCACCGAGACGCCGAUCAUCAUCGGCGCUACCGAGGGCAGCGUGCGCGGGACGAUCGAGCUGUGCAAGCUGGCCGAGGCCGCCGGCGCCGACUACGCCUUGCUCCUCCCGCCGUCCUACUUCCGGUUCCUCAUGGACGAGCAAGCCGUCUACGACUACUUCGUUGCCGUCGCCGACGAGAGCCCCCUGCCGCUCAUCCUCUACAACUACCCCGGCGCGGUGGCCGGCAUCGACAUGGACUCGGACCUGCUGAUCCGCUUGGCCGCCCACCCCAACAUCGUCGGCACCAAGUUCACGUGCGGCAACACGGGCAAGCUGACGCGCGUCGCGCUCGCCACCAACGCCAAGACGCCCUGGUCCGAGGGGUCCGGCUACAUGGCCUUCGGCGGCAUGUGCGACUUCACCGUGCAGACGCUCGCCAGCGGCGGCAGCGGCAUCAUCGCGGGCGGCGCCAACGUCAUGCCCAAGGUGUGCGUGCGGGUCUGGAACCUGUACGCCGAGGGCAAGAAGGAGGAGGCCAUCGCGCUGCAGAAGACGCUGUCCAAGGGCGACUGGGUGCUUACCAAGACUGCCAUUGCCGGCACCAAGCAGGCGAUCCAGAGCUACUUUGGCUAUGGGGGCUACCCCCGGCGCCCGUUGAAGCGGCUAGACAAGGCGCGCGUGGCGGCGGUUGAGGAGGGCGUGAAGGAGGUGCUGGAGCUGGAGAAGUCGUUAUAGCGACGGGUGGAGGCUCUGGAUGUUGUUGGCUAGGUAGUCGCUCGUCUGUUUGUAGGAGGAAGCCAGUCCGCCGAAGUUUGGUUGGGGUGGCGGCACAUCGGCGCGCUGCUGCGGGAUGGACGAAUAAGCCAUCGUGGCUUGGACAAGCUCAUUGCAUUUGGGUAUGACGGAUUGCAUCUGGUGUUUCUACUCCUACUGAGGGCAUGCCAUAAACAAGAAAACGGUUUUU
Thermothielavioides terrestris NRRL 8126 is the source of this 2098-nucleotide messenger RNA. RefSeq lists its product as uncharacterized. The transcript has a single exon. Gene Ontology annotation, molecular function: 4-hydroxy-tetrahydrodipicolinate synthase activity. Bases 886 to 1869 code for a protein of 327 amino acids. NCBI's taxonomy places the organism in Eukaryota, Fungi, Ascomycota, Sordariomycetes, Sordariales, Chaetomiaceae. The record is from RefSeq and is a predicted model, not a curated record.